AAAGGAGACCACCCCGAGUGCCCAGAGGGCGCUGGGGAACGCCUCCCCUCGUCCGGGCUGGUGUCCCUUUUGUCUGCCCGGUAAAUCCCGCCCUGUCGCUUUAAGGCUGAAGUCUCUGGCCCCAGCGCGGUGGAAAGCCCGAUGCGGCGCUCUGAUUGGGCGGGGCAUCGCGGUGACGUAACUCCGGGUACAAAAGGGCCCCGGUGGCGGGCGCCGGGGCAGAGCGUCCUGGGGGUGUUACGGCGUCCGUCCGCGCGGGUAGGAGACGCGAGAGCCAGCGCGCAGUCCGAAGUGCAUCUGCCCAGUAGGGAAGUCAGUCGCCACCGUCGAGUCGCCAUGGAGGUGCAAAAGGAGGCGCAACGUAUCAUGACCCUGUCGGUGUGGAAAAUGUACCACUCGCGCAUGCAGCGCGGAGGGCUGCGGCUGCACCGGAGCCUGCAGCUGUCCCUGGUCAUGCGGAGCGCCCGGGAGCUCUACCUCUCGGCCAAGGUGGAAGCCCACGAGCAGCCCGAGGUGCCCUCGCCAGCCGCCCGCUCCCCUGACCCUCGCCUGCACCCACCGCGGGAAGCACCAGCCGCAGCGGAAGCAGCGUCCACCGACGGUGAGCAGCCCUGCCCGGAGCCCAUGGACACUCAGGAGGCGCCGGCGGCCGAGGAGACCCCCGCCCGCUGCGCCCCGAGACCCGCCAAAGUCAGCCGCAAACGGCGGAGCAGCAGCCUCAGCGACGGCGGGGAUGCCGGACUGGUCCCGAGCAAGAAAGCCCGCCUAGAGAGGGAGGACGCGGAGGAAAAGGGGGGGGAGCCUUCGGAGGUCCCCGAUCGCCUGCGGGCCCCUCCGGCGCAGGCGGAAGGUGCCUUCCCCAACCUGGCGCGGGUGCUCCAGCGGCGCUUCUCCGGCCUCCUGAACUGCAGCCCCUCCGCGCCCCCGACCGCGCCGCCGCCGCCGGCCUGCGAGAAGCCGGCCUGCCGCGCGGCGGACAGCAUGCUCAACGUGCUGGUGCGGGCCGUGGUGGCGUUCUGAGCGCCCGGGCCGCUGCCGGAGUCCAGAGCGCGGGCCGAGCCGUCGGCCCGAGUACACACAGCCCGAAGCCAGGCCGCCCCGCGGGAGGGAAGGCCCGCGGAGACAGACGGUGGAGAGGAGCCGCGGCCCGGGAGCUGCCGCCCCCGGGAGCAGUGGCGGCGCCCGGGAACCUGAGCCGGGGCUGGGGCGCCCUCCUCCGAGCCCGGCCGCGCCCGCAGGUGCUGUCUGAACCGACAGGGACGCGGCCUCCCCGCCUCCCUCCGGGACUGGGCGAGGGGGGUCUGCUUCCUGACGUUCCUCAGGGUCGGACUUUGUUUCUCACCGGGGGCUGUGCUGCCCUUCGAGGCUUUUCCGAGAGCCGGUGUCCUGGUUCCCAGCGCGGCGUGCCCGGCGCCCUCUCCCCCCGGGCGACAUGCUUAUGCAAGCGGUCAUCGUUGCGUCACGGGCGGGCGUGGGGCGCUUCCUGCUGCCUCGCGUGGGCGUGGGGCCUGGAAGGGAGGCCGCCUGGGGCACAGCCCCCCGCGCUUCUCCCCGCACCCCGGUGCCUUCAGGUCCCGGGGAACGGAUCUCAUUUCAGGUUACAUUUUUUUUCCCUCGUUUGGUGCGUUCGAGGUGGGGAUAGGCGCACCGCCUCCGGCGUGACCCUCCCCCCGGCACAGACAAUCAGCCCAGAGACCUUGGUCUGGAUCUCAGAGGAGGGGGAGGGGGUGCCCCUGGCUCUGUGAGACCGGGCCUGUUUGGGGAGGGGGCGAUGCUAGCCAGUGCGUCGGAGGGCCUGUUUACUCUGGUGGGUUCUGUUUAACUCUGUCUGUCUGGCCUUUUUGCUAGAGACCAGAUACGAAAAUAAAAGACCAUUUAACU
Molecule: messenger RNA, 1881 nt
Organism: Pipistrellus kuhlii (Kuhl's pipistrelle)
Lineage: Eukaryota; Metazoa; Chordata; Mammalia; Chiroptera; Vespertilionidae
Gene: IER2
Product: immediate early response 2
Exons: 1
Coding region: 142-1020 (292 amino acids)
Source: RefSeq, a predicted model, not a curated record